AUGAUUGAGAACCCUUUUCUAGCAUACGAUCCUGAAAAAAGCACUGGAUCCUAUGGCCAGGGGCACAGAUUUGAUUUCUAUAUGAGCUUGAGUGGGUGGUUUCAGGACCCAAGCAGACCCCUGCACCAAAGGCAGCUGCACUGCAAAUAUAUGAGGGUGAUAUUUUCAAGAGUAGAUGGCUCAUUGAAAAUCCAUCACCACUUCUGGAAAGCAUCAAAAAGUGAUGAAUCUUUGCAAGAAGAACAAUCCUCCUCCCAAUUCCUUCUGCCAAGAGAAAGUAGGCAAUUGACCUUUACUCUCUGGAUUUGA
Rangifer tarandus platyrhynchus (Svalbard reindeer) is the source of this 309-nucleotide messenger RNA. The record is from the annotation of a GenBank genome assembly. Lineage: Eukaryota; Metazoa; Chordata; Mammalia; Artiodactyla; Cervidae.